AUGCGUUUCUCAAAUUUUCUAACUGCAUCUGCACUACUGACUGGGGCUCUAGGUGCUCCGGCUAUGCAUCAUAAGCAUGAAAAGCGUGACGUGGUUACCGCAACAGUCCAUGCACAAGUUACUGUUGUCGUUUCUGGAAAUACUGGGGAAACUAUUGUUCCAAUCAACGAAAAUGCCGUUGUAGCCACUACCACCAGUUCUUCGCUCGUUUCCCAAUCUACCGCACCUGUUUUAGAAGCGUCAACUUCCGCUAAUGUUGCGACUUCUCAACAAGAGACUACUACCACCCAUGGAUCUUCUUCUAUAGCAUCUACGGUCGUUUCUUCGUCAUCUUCUUCUGCCGCUUCAUCCUCCGCAUCCUCCAGUAUCUCUGCCUCUGGCGCUAAAGGUAUUACUUACAGCCCUUACAAUGACGAUGGAUCUUGUAAGUCUACUGCUCAAGUUUCCUCAGACUUGAAGCAGUUGACCGGUUUUGAUAAUAUCAGAUUAUACGGCGUUGACUGUAGUCAAGUUGAAAACGUUUUGCAGGGUAAAACCUCAAGUCAGAAAUUAUUCUUAGGCAUCUAUUAUGUUGAAAAAAUUCAAGAUGCCGUUGAUACUAUUAAAUCUGCAGUUGAAUCUUACGGUUCCUGGAGUGAUAUCACCACUAUUUCUGUCGGUAACGAAUUAGUAAACGACGGUUCUGCAACCGCUACUCAAGUCGGCGAAUACGUUUCGACCGCUAGAUCUGCUUUAACCUCUGCUGGUUAUACAGGCUCAGUCGUUUCUGUUGAUACUUUCAUCGCUGUUAUUAACAAUCCUGAUCUAUGCGACCAUUCUGACUACAUGGCUGUCAAUGCCCAUGCAUACUUUGAUCAAAAUACGGCGGCUGAAAAUGCAGGCCCAUGGGUACUUGAACAAAUUCAAAGAGUUUACACAGCUUGUGGCGGUAAGAAAGAAGUUGUCGUUACCGAAACUGGUUGGCCAUCCAAGGGUGAUACAUACGGUGAAGCCGUUCCAUCUAAAGCAAACCAAGAAGCUGCCAUUUCCUCCAUUAAAAACUCCUGUGGUUCGUCAGCUUACUUAUUCACCGCUUUUAAUGAUUUGUGGAAGGCAGAUGGCCAAUACGAUGUUGAAAAGUACUGGGGUAUCCUAUCAAGUAAUUAA
This is a messenger RNA of Saccharomyces kudriavzevii IFO 1802, 1146 nucleotides long. It is a transcript of the gene SCW10, whose product is annotated as putative family 17 glucosidase. Gene Ontology annotation, cellular component: cell surface; extracellular region; fungal-type cell wall. Gene Ontology annotation, biological process: cell wall organization; carbohydrate metabolic process. NCBI's taxonomy places the organism in Eukaryota, Fungi, Ascomycota, Saccharomycetes, Saccharomycetales, Saccharomycetaceae. Gene Ontology annotation, molecular function: glucan endo-1,3-beta-D-glucosidase activity; 1,3-beta-glucanosyltransferase activity. The transcript has a single exon. The record is from RefSeq and is a predicted model, not a curated record. The coding region runs from base 1 to 1146 and encodes 381 amino acids.